Molecule: messenger RNA, 1504 nt
Organism: Syzygium oleosum
Lineage: Eukaryota; Viridiplantae; Streptophyta; Magnoliopsida; Myrtales; Myrtaceae
Product: UPF0481 protein At3g47200-like
Exons: 2
Coding region: 107-1399 (430 amino acids)
Source: RefSeq, a predicted model, not a curated record
UGCUUGUUUUCCUGUAUAGAAAGGAGAGAUCGUUCCCGGCGAAUCUUGGACCUGAAAGAGUAUAACCUAUUUAAGAGUCUUGAAGACUGAAGAGCGAGUCUCCCUGAUGGGCAAGAAGCGCAAAUCUCCAAGAAAGCAAGAAGAGGCGGACAGGGACAUGACGGUGGUCGCCGUAGAUUAUCCCGGCGACACGGCCGACGAUGAGCCCCGCCGUUUCAUUUCUCAGUGGUCGAUCUUUAGGGUUCCAGCACAUAUCCGUCAGGUCGAUGAGAAGGCGUACAACCCAAGGGUCGUCUCAAUCGGCCCGUUCCAUUGGAACCGGCCUGCCUUGAGAGCCAUGGAAGCGCAGAAGGUGAGGUUCUACGAGCGACUCAUGACACGGAUGGCUUACGAAGAUCGUGAUGUGGGCAUCAAGACGGCGAUGAUGAAAUUGGAGCCCGAUGCGAGGAGGUGUUACUCAGAGGAAUUUGACGACAUUAGCACCGACGAGUUUGUCGAGAUGAUGGUUCUUGAUGGUUGCUUCAUUGUGGAACUCAUGAGGCUUUCCCAUGAGAGCAAUCAGGACGAAGAGGGACAAUUUGUGGAAGAGCCGAUAUUUGCAACCAGAUGGAUGCUACCCAACAUCACUAGAGAUCUUCUCAUGCUCGAGAACCAAUUGCCAAUGUUCGUGUUGCAAGAGAUCUUCAACCUCACGACGUUCGACCAGAACGCAACGCCUCUAAACAAGCUUGCCCUGCUAUUCAUGGAGCCUCUGAGUCCGCAGAAGGGACAAUACACCGACAUAAAGUUGGACGACAAGGGCGAGCAUCACCAUCUCCUCGCCCUAUUCCACUCGAGCUUCAUUCCUUCCAACAUUCGCCCUUUGCGAAUCGAACGAGGCGCUCGAUGGAACAGGCAAGAGAAUUUCCCAGGGAAGUUGUGGGUCCACGAGGCGAAGAGGCUACGGAGAGCGGGCAUCCGGUUCAAGGACAACCCUGGUAACCUCCUCAACAUAGAGUUUGCGAAUCGGGAGCUCAAGAUACCCACCCUCUUCAUCGACGAGUGGACGGGGGCGCUCCUGAGGAACUUGCUUGCUUACGAGCAGUGCAACGCAUUCGCCCUGCCGUAUAUCACCUGUUAUGCGAUCUUCCUCAACAGUAUCAUUGAAGACCUGAAAGACAAGGAGAUCUUGCAAGACGCAGGGAUCAUAUACCAAUCGGUGGACGAAGACGAAGAGGUGGUGGACCUCAUCAAUAGCCUCACGAAGGAGCUCGCGUUUGAUAUGAACGACAUGAGCGACUGCUUCAUAGCCGAGCAAAUUGAGGACAUCAACAAUUUCUGCAAAUCUUGGCAGAGCAAGUGCAUUUUUCUGCUCUCCCGUUUUGAAAAUAUCUUGUCAUUAAUCAUACCAUUCAGAUAGUUGUAAUAAUAUUUUAAAUUCUACGAUUCACAUUCUAACCUUAUAUUGUAACACACUCGAUCAUUCUUUUUAUACUAAUUCAAUAUCGAUGUAUUGCUCAUGCAA